AUGGGCGAGAAGGUUUUCCUACACCGAGAGGUGCUACUGCCGUUGUACUCGUUAGGCGUAUUGAUUGUUAUGAAAAUUCUAAUACCGAACCCCAACUUUCCCGUAAUGGACACACCGAGAGGGGAGGCGAAGCUGUACGACCUGUUUAGCAAUUUAACGAAGCACACAAUUGCCGUUGUUCCUAACAGUACGCAAAUUAGGGAUUUUAUUAACAACAACGUAAACGAGGUUUGGCAAAUGCUGAACUUGGACUCGGAACUCUCGUGGUCGUACUAUGCGACGAGGGAGGAGCUGCUGACCGCGUACUGGUUGGAACCCAAGGCUAUUCCCAUCGCGGUAAUCUUCAACACGACAAAUCCGUUGAGCGACGCCUUUAAAUACGAGAUUCGUACUAAUCCGUCGCACUCGGAGACGCCGUCCACCACGAUGCUCUACGGCUCGCCCGCAUUGUGCAGGCAGUCGCACGGGCACUGGUCCGCCGUACUUUCGAAGGAGAACCGAGGCACGUGCCCAGUGAACGAGUACUACUUCUCGGGUUUCGUAGGCCUACAGGCGCUCCUCGACUUCACGAAGAUAAGGAGUCGCACCGGACGAAACGACACAGUAGUCCCCCACCUCCUCCUCCAGAUGUUCCCGAAGGAGGCCUUCACCGGCAACUGGAUGGUGGCGUUUCGCGUAGUCAUACCACUUUACAUGGUAAUGGCGCUCUCUCAGUUCGUCGCCUACCUCCUCAUUCUAAUCGUCGGCGAGAAGGAGAACAAGAUCAAGGAGGGGAUGAAGAUCAUGGGCCUCAAAGACUCGGUCUUUUGGUUGUCCUGGUUCGUCAUCUACGGCAUCUUCGUCCUUUUCCUGUCGGCGGUAUGCUGCAUACUCCUCUACGCGUUGAAGGUAUUCCAAAACACGAACUUGCUCCUCAUCUUCCUCCUCGUCCUGCUCUACUCGCUCUCGAUAAUAAUGUUCGGCUUCAUGAUCACGCCGUUCUUCGACAAAUCGCGCACCGCCGGUAUUUUGGGGAACUUUAUGGUAAACAUUUUAAGCCUAUUUUACUUCAUUCAAGUUUUUGUUGAUCAUUCCAGUUCGUUAGUUUUCUGGAUUGUUUCGGUUAUAAGCUCGACCGGUUUCGCUUUGGCGAUGGAUAAGGCCUUGGUAAUGGACCUUUCCGGCGAAGGCGUCAACAUUCACAAUUUGUGGUCGGGGCCGGGUAUGCCCUUCGGCGGCAGUCUGAUAAUGAUGGCCUUUGAUAUUGUCUUGUACGGGUUUUUGGCUUUUUACCUCGACAGCGUGAUACCGAGUGAGCACGGAACGAAGAGGUCGCCGUUCUUCUGCUUCAAGCUAUCCUAUUGGUGCAGAAAGAGGGUGAUCAGGGUUCCGUUAGCCAAUGGGACUUCGGCUGGAUCGCUGCUUAAUGGCGACGACGCAAAUUGUGACAUUGAGCAAGUGUCGAGGGAGAUGAAAGGUCGUGAGGCGAUCAAAAUUGUCGAUCUAUUCAAAUCGUUCCAGGGCUUUAAACAUUCCCUGGAACAUUCCUGCCAUUGUUCCCAAAAUAUUCCAAAAAAACAUUUAAUAUUUCUCAAAGUGCCUAAAGGUCACAACAUCAUUUUCUAAGGUUCUUCUGUGAGUCUCCUGAAAUUCUCAAGUAUUCCUCAUGGAAAUUCUCAAAAAAUCCUCCAUAUUACAAAUGUUUCGAGGAAUCUCGUGAAGGUUCUUGGGUAUAUCCACCCUUGAUGUCUCAAAAUAUGUCUUAAGGGAUGAAAUACGCCCUUGAGGUUUCAAAAUAUUCACGAUACACUUACACAAAAAAGGUUCAAACUUUUAUGGCUUUUGUAGCAUGUCUAAAGGGGUGAAAUCCACCCUUUGUCUCAAAAUAUGUCUUACGGGAUGGAAUCCGCCCUUGGGGUCUCAAAAUAUUCACGAUACACUCACACGAGAAAAUUUCAAAUUCUUAUGGCCUUUGUAACAUGUCUUAAGGGGUGAAAUCCGCCCUUGAGUUCUAAAAAAUUCAUGAAAUCCUUGCUCAAAAAAGUUUCACAUUUUGUUGCCUUUUAAAAAAGCCUAAAGGGGUGAGAUCCGCCCUUGAGACCUAAAAAAAUUCAUGAAACUCUCGCUCAGAAAAGUUUCAAAUUUUUUUGCCUAUUAAAAAAGACUAAAGGAGUGAAAUAUCCGCCCUUGAGGCUUAAAAAAUUCAUGAUACACUUGCACAAAGAGUUUCACAUACUAAUAGGUUUUGUAACAUGUCUAAAAGGGGGAAAUCCGCCCUUGAGAUCUCAAAAUAUUCACGAUACACUCACACGAAAAAGUUUCAAAUUCUAAUGACCCCUGCGGCAUGUCGUAUGGAGUGAAAUCCACCCUUGAGGUUUUAAAAUAUACCUUAAGGGAUGGAAUCCGCCCUUGGGGUUUCAAAAUAUGCCCUUCACAAGAAGGUUUCGAAUUCUAAUGCCCUUUAAAAAUACGUAAAAGGGUGAAAUCCGUCCUUGAAAUCUGAAAAUGUUCAUAAAACAAUUGCACAAAGAGUUUCAAACUCUAAUGGCUUUUAUAACACGUCUAAAGGGGUGAAAUCCACCCUUGAGCACUAAAACCAUUCACAAAACACUUGCGCAAAGAGUUUCAAAUUCAAAUGGGUUUUGUAACAUGUCUAAAGGGGCGAAAUCUGCCCUUGAUGUCAAGAAAAUUUCAUGAAACUCUUGCACAAAACGGUUUCGAAUUCUAAUGGCUCUUAUAACAUGUUUAAAGGGGUGAAAUCCACUCUUGAGGUAUCAAAAUAUGUCUUAAGGGAUGGAAUCCCCCCAUGGGGUCUCAAAAUAUGCACGAUACACUUACACAAAAAAGUUUCAAAUUCUUAUGGCUUUUGGAACACGUCCUAAGGGGUGAAAUCCGCCAUUGAGUUCUGAAAAAAAUUCAUGAAACCUUUGCCCA
Molecule: messenger RNA, 2913 nt
Organism: Photinus pyralis (common eastern firefly)
Lineage: Eukaryota; Metazoa; Arthropoda; Insecta; Coleoptera; Lampyridae
Product: ATP-binding cassette sub-family A member 5-like
Exons: 10
Coding region: 1-1605 (534 amino acids)
Biological process (GO): transmembrane transport; lipid transport
Cellular component (GO): intracellular membrane-bounded organelle; membrane
Molecular function (GO): ABC-type transporter activity; lipid carrier activity
Source: RefSeq, a predicted model, not a curated record